Oppiella nova is the source of this 1314-nucleotide messenger RNA. The record is from the annotation of a GenBank genome assembly. Lineage: Eukaryota; Metazoa; Arthropoda; Arachnida; Sarcoptiformes; Oppiidae.
CCGCGACAGUACAAAGACAACCUCAUGAUCGCCGACACGAAGUCCAAAGUCGUGGCGCUAUUUGUUUAUCUCAAGAAGUUAUCGGAGAAAUGGUUCUCUCAUGUCCUGCUACUGGCUUUCCUCAUACUGUACGCCUGUAUGGGCGCCUGGAUCUUCGAGUCCGUUGAGGGCGGCUAUGAGAAGGAACAGAAUGCGAUUGUCCGCCAACUCCGAAUGCCAGUCGAUAAUCUGACCGAUAAAUUGACAAAACGUUUGUGGAACGAGAGGCUGAAGUACCCGUUGCCGGGCGAGGGCUGGCAGGCGCUGGAUGUGGACAGCCGUUGGGACGCCUUCGCCCGUAAAGCGUUGGCUCAGUUUGAGACUCAGGUGUCCAUAACGUGCAAACAGGGCGUCCAAAGGGGUAUAUAUCACGACUACGAGUCUAAUAAGUGGACAUUUAUGGGCGGAUUGUUCUUCAGUAUGACUGUCUUCACGACAAUCGGAUAUGGAGAUAAUCCGCCAAAAACCCGCACCGGACAGGCAAUCACAAUGGUGUACGCAUUUGUAGGCAUUCCUAUACUGCUGAUGGUGUUGGCCGACAUGGGAAGGAUAUUCACGCGUGGCAUCAAAUUUAUCGUUAAAUACAUCCGACGCCUGUAUUACACAAAAAGUCUGCGAAAAGUGCGAAGAGUUGGCCGAAGUGUCGGUAAUUAUGGGCGUAGGGCUACACUUCAUAACAUCCGGUGCGAAGAGUUGGCCGAAGUGUCGUAUAUGGACUCAACUGUAGGUGCCAUCAAUCGAGGCAUCGCUUACAUCCCAUAUAUACCUAAAUCGAAAGACGAGUCAAACGAUUCAAACAAUACUAAAACCAAAACUAAUCUCAAAACUAAUCCCAACACUAAUACUAAUUCUAAUACUAAUCCCAAAACUAAUCCCAAAACUAUACCCAAAACUAUACCCAAAACUAUACCCAAAACCGACGACAAGAAUAAGCCAGGAAUCGCCAAAAGUCCUGCCUUUUGGUACAGAAACUCAGCCUCAAGAGGGGCGCCGUUUAUCGUGCGCACGAAUCCGACACCACCACAAACGGCCACCUCUUCGCCCCCGGAAACACCACUUCCGGAUGACGUACUGGAGAUCGACGACGAGUUCAACCUUCCCAUCACUCUAGCCAUCAGUAUAUUAUUCAUAUACUUACUGAUCGGUGCCAUCAUAUUCUGGUCGUCCGAGAAGUGGUCUCUUUUGCACGCCUUCUACUUCGUGUUCAUAUCGAUGUCCACAAUAGGGUUCGGGGAUUACGUGCCCUCCAACCAGCCGGUGCUGUUGGCGGCGUUC